Messenger RNA from Vollenhovia emeryi, 1181 nucleotides. Its product is annotated as proline-rich receptor-like protein kinase PERK5. The coding region runs from base 257 to 706 and encodes 149 amino acids. NCBI's taxonomy places the organism in Eukaryota, Metazoa, Arthropoda, Insecta, Hymenoptera, Formicidae. The record is from RefSeq and is a predicted model, not a curated record. The transcript is spliced from 2 exons.
CCUGCGUCCCCCGCUGCCAUUUCAAUCCGCAGAGGACAUUGCAUCAUCUAAUGGCGGCAUCGAUUUGCCGGAAAAUAAUUCGAAAUUGCGUGGCAUUAAGAGAGGUGCCGGCCUCGGCGAUGGAAACUCGUCUGCAUUAGCCUUCCGAGAUAAAAAGAAAAAGACUCCUCUUCUUCCGACGGAAGGGAAUUUUGACGCCCUAAUCAAGGAAAACAACACUUCGACCGAAGCCUCAGUUGAUUCUGCGGACUGCGAGAUGCGUGACGUGAACUCUUCCGCUCAGCAUACGGCCUCUAUCUCUCCCUCUUCCGCCUCCGCAACGGCUAACCCGCCUACCAGUUCUUCUUCUUCUUCUCCUUCGGUCGCCGGCCUUCCUCCUCCUUCUGCUUCCUCCUCCUCCUCAACCCCUCCCGCAGCAGCUACCCAGACCAAAUCUCCACCUGAAAAAUACUCUAGUGUUGACUCUCCUCCCUACAUCGUUCAUAUUAAAGACACCAACUCUCCACCUCUGCACCCCAUUCACAUCAGUAGGAUUGUUACUUCCUAUUUCCCGAAAGGUAUGGGUGAAGUUUCCCGCAUAGGCAAAGGCCAGGUGGCCAUCAUGAUGGACUCCGUCGCCGAUGCUAACAAAAUCGCUCUUAAGGGCUGGUACCAUUCGCGGCAUCCCUUUGGACGUGGACCUUCUCUCCAUCAAAGAAAAUAUUAAUAAGUCUCCGGUUAAAAUUAGGGAAGUAUCGAGACUCAACAGGAGAGUCAAGGUUGACGGGGAAUAUAAAUAUGAGCCCUCCCGCACCAUUUUAAUUAAGUUUUCUGGUCAGAACCUCCCCAACUCAAUACUUUUAUUUAAUAUUAGAUAUUCUGUCUUCCCUUAUAUCCCUAAGACAAAGAUCUGCUUUUCUUGUUUUCGAGUAGGACACGUCAGUCGCUCCUGUAAAGGAAAGGCCAGGUGCAUUCAUUGUGGCGAGGAUAAGCAUCAGGGUGAUGCGUGCCCUGAACGCGAAGGAACCCCGUGCUGCAUCAAUUGCAGGGGGGAUCAUCUCCCGACGUCUCACCAAUGUCCGGUGGUGGUACAGUUCAAAAAGGUGCAGGCCCUUGCGGCCACUCAAAACAUCUCAAUGGCAGAGGCUAGGAGGAGCUUGCCGUCCUCCUCCCCGUCAUCGUCUUUUCCUUCGGGGAUCUCC